This is a messenger RNA of Ctenopharyngodon idella (grass carp), 2192 nucleotides long. RefSeq names its product epsin 1b (gene epn1b). The record is from RefSeq and is a predicted model, not a curated record. NCBI's taxonomy places the organism in Eukaryota, Metazoa, Chordata, Actinopteri, Cypriniformes, Xenocyprididae. Gene Ontology annotation, biological process: endocytosis. Gene Ontology annotation, cellular component: endosome; plasma membrane; clathrin vesicle coat. Gene Ontology annotation, molecular function: clathrin binding; phospholipid binding.
AUUCAGUAGGGAGGCUACGUUCGUUUUUUGACAGGUAGCCGUAAACGGAAGCGGAAAUUUCCGCUUCUGGAAAAGCCUCUCAUCACCUCUCCUGUCCAUUCUUCUCCCAAAAGGCCACAAAGUCACCAUAGGGAAAGGCUCAUGGACUGAAGUGCCUGUCAGCGAUUGAGAAAUUCAGUCAAAAGCCAUUCCUAUAUCCUUUACUUAGCAGGUCUAGGACAAAACCACCAUCAUGACCCACUCAAUGCUGCGACGCCAACUGAAGAACCUUGUUCAGAACUUCUCUGAGGCAGAGGUCAAGGUUCGGGAAGCGACCUCUAAUGACCCCUGGGGGCCAUCGAGCUCCCAGAUGGCCGACAUCUCAGACCUGACCUACAAUGUUGUGGCAUGUAACGAGAUUUUGGCCAUGCUCUGGAAGCGCCUCAAUGAUGACAAGAAUUGGAGGCACGUGUACAAGUCUUUAACCCUUCUUGAAUAUCUAUUGAAAACGGGCUCUGACCGCAUCCCUCAGCAGUGUGUGGAGAACAUUCACAUUAUCAAAAUCCUAACAGAAUACCGCUUCACAGACAAGGAUGGAAAGGACCAGGGGGUGAAUGUGAGAGAAAAGGCUAAGAUAGUGAUGGUGCUGAUUGAGGAUGAGGACAAAAGGAAAGAGGAGAGAGAUUUUGCAAUGAAGACAAAAGACAAGUUGGCAAAGGCUCCCAAUGCGUCCUCUGCUACAGGACCAGAAAAAGAAAAGCCAGAGAUCCCCCCGUAUACAGGGCUGCCCUCCCUGGACAACAUCCCAUCAGUGGCUGACCUGACCGCCGCCAUGGCCAAGAAGAAAGAGGAGCAGAAACGUCUGGAGGCCGAGAGGAAAGAGGCAGAGAGAAGGGCAAAGGAAGGUGACACAGAGCCAGAUCUUUGGGAAAAAGCAGCAACAGCAGCACCUCCGUCCAGCUCGGACCCCUGGGGAGCCCCAUCCGACGCGUCCAACGAAUCCGCCCCUGCUACCAACGACCCAUGGGGGGCAUCAUCUGAUGACGCAAAGAAAUCCAGUCCAACUACCAAUGAUCCUUGGGGUGGAUCUUCUGAUGGGAAAAAUGGAUCUGCACCCACAUCCAAUGAUCCAUGGGGAGGAUCUGCCAGUGACGAGAAUGGUUCUCCACCUGCCUCCAGUGAUCCUUGGGGAGGAUCUACGAAUGUUGAGAAAAGUUCUCCACCUGUUGCCAGCGACCCAUGGGGCAACUCUGCUGGACUUUCAGAGGAUAAAGCCCCGUCAACAAACGAUCCAUGGGGGGAAACGGCGAAAGACUCGUCAGUGACGUCAGAUCCUUGGGGGGCACCGGCGGAUAAUGUACAGGAUUCAGCGCCUGCAAACUCUGACCCCUGGGGGGCAUCACCAGCCACGUCUGAUCCAUUUGGUGAUGGUUCAAAUGCAGCUAAUGACCCUUGGGGCACAGCAGUGUCUUCACCCCCCACUGCGAAUGACCCCUGGGGUGCCCCAUCAGCUCCGACUAAUGCUAUGACGACUGGUGACCCUUUCGGUGAUGGAGGUAGUUCAGAUCCCUGGGGAGGUUCUUCUGAGAAUGGUGACACUGCUACAAAACCUGCUGAUGAGACCAAAAAGCCAGCGUCCUUCCUGGGAGCAGGUGCUUCAUUGGUGGACUUGGACUCUCUUAUGUCAGUCAAGCCCAAACCGAAACAGCCCCCUCUCAGCGCCAUCUCCACUCAAAAAGCCCCGGAUGUAGGUGUCUUAGGAGGCUCUGGAUGGACCAGGACAGACGGGUGUACCUUUUAGAUUAACCAAGAUCAUGACGGAUUACAAAGAAAUGGAUGAUGGUGAUUAAGAUGUGGAAUAAGUAAGAAAUUCUCAGAAAAUCUUAAUCUCUCCAAGAAAGAGGCCAGGUGAGAGAGAUGGGAAAAAACAAAGAGAAGAACAAGGUCAUUUUUGAUUGACUGCAAGACUUAAGACCUAUUUCAUCUCUGUGCUGAGCUAAAAAAAAAACAUCUCUGAAUAUUCAAAAGAUCAGAAGAUCUAUCAGAUAUAUCAGAAGAUUUUUCCUUUGACUUUGGGUGCUUUGAGGACAUAUUGGCCAUAUUUGUUGGUCGUGGAUGAACGAAGGGAACAUGUUUAACACUUUCUGAGCCAUUUCUGCAUUUCACCAGCUGUGAACAAACUACACUUUUAUAUGGAAACCUAAGGAAGCCAU